UUGAAGUUCAUAAUGCAUUAUCUCCUCAACCGUAAAAAACCUUAAUCAUAUUAAUCCCACGGGUGUCGUGUAAGCAUAUAUGUGUUAGAUAGAAUGCAACGAAAUAUUGUUUCCUCAGCAAAAGAUUCAAAAAUGGGAAUGAUUUGUCUGCAGUGUUUUGUUCUUUUAUUGCAUUGUUCUUUUGUACAUGGAACAUCAAAAGGAGCUUUACCACAAUCAUGUAACACUAUGACGCCAGGACAUACAAGCACUGCUGCACAGACUAGUCCUGCGCCUUACAGUGUAACAGUAAGCAAAACCAAGUACACUGGAGGUGACACUAUAUCAGUUACACUAUCAAAAACAGCAGCAAAACAGUUCAAAGGAUAUUUGAUCCAGGCCAGGAAUCAAGAUGGAACAAAAAUACCUGGUUUUAACCUUAUAGCGAAUUCCAAAUAUCUCAAGUGUGAUAGCCCAAAUGAUGCCGUAACACACACAGAAGCCACAGAAAAAGACAGCGUUACUUUUCAAUUUACAGCCCCAACCACAUCAAAGGGAAAUAUAACAAUUUUUACAACUGCCGUAGAAAAUUACAGCACUUACUGGGUAAUGAUGCAGUCUGACACAAUUAUUGACGCAGUCGUCACUGGUGCCUCAUCAAGAUUCCUUCCUGAUUGUGUUCUUGUUGCCAUUUCUCUAUUUUGUUUUCACCUUUACCGACACUGAAAACAAAAAACUAAAUUAAAGCAGGCAAUGUUGAAUUAAUUCAAAGAGAAAAUAGAGAAAUAACUUUAUAGCCUGAUUUGAAUAGAAAACAGACCCUUAUGUGACAUGGGAAGGAACAACAGUACUGUUUAUUUUAGAGUUAUCUCCCGUUGUGUUUAUUUUAGAGUUAUCUCCCGCUGUUUUGUAUAAUUUUUUCACAUAUUGAUUGUUUUGUACAAUUUUUUCACAGAUUGACAGAAUGCUGAUAUAAAGGUUAUUGAUUUAACAGAAAGAUACAAAAUUGAAUGAAGGAUAUAAUUGAAACAAACUUAUUCAUAUACUACAAUGUGAAACAAAUUCUGACUUUAACCAAUUUAACUUUUCUGUUCAGAUUCUUAUCUCCUUUUUUUUCAUUUUUGUUUUUUGUUUUAUGUUUUUUGUCUAUGAAACAUUUUGCAUCAUCCUAAACCUAUGCAUGAGAUCAAACUCAAAUUUGCAUAAAAAGUUAGUCAGUACAAAUUCUUGUACAAACUCAACGAUUUUCACUGUCUAAGCUAUGAUUUUAUAAACACCAUUUUUCUAUAAAUGAUUUUUAAAUAAUAA
This is a messenger RNA of Mytilus californianus (California mussel), 1287 nucleotides long. Its product is annotated as putative defense protein 3. Gene Ontology annotation, molecular function: oxidoreductase activity, acting on metal ions. The transcript is spliced from 5 exons. NCBI's taxonomy places the organism in Eukaryota, Metazoa, Mollusca, Bivalvia, Mytilida, Mytilidae. The record is from RefSeq and is a predicted model, not a curated record. The coding region runs from base 94 to 705 and encodes 203 amino acids.